AUGGCUAUCCUUUGUCUUCCUUGGCGUCAUGCUUGUGGCAAGAGGGGGAUUAGCUCGCAAGUUCGUCACGACCUUCCUUCGCUGCCGCUUUAUCCUGCCGAAUACUUCGGAUUCUACCUACUUUCCUUCCAUUGUUUUCUCUUUUCUUUAAAUUUUGUCUACUACUACUACUUAGCCUGCUUUGCGUCUUGUUGCUUGACUAGGGUGUUGAGGCGAGAUAUAUCGUUAUCAUUACUAGAUACCAUUUGA
Sclerotinia sclerotiorum 1980 UF-70 is the source of this 249-nucleotide messenger RNA. RefSeq lists its product as hypothetical. NCBI's taxonomy places the organism in Eukaryota, Fungi, Ascomycota, Leotiomycetes, Helotiales, Sclerotiniaceae. The record is from RefSeq and is a predicted model, not a curated record. The transcript has a single exon. Bases 1 to 249 code for a protein of 82 amino acids.